Messenger RNA from Oryctolagus cuniculus (rabbit), 6939 nucleotides. The record is from RefSeq and is a predicted model, not a curated record. NCBI's taxonomy places the organism in Eukaryota, Metazoa, Chordata, Mammalia, Lagomorpha, Leporidae.
CCUUCUGCUCCCAAGUACAAUUGUACUGUUUGAAGACAUAAAGUUGAUCCCGCGUCGUUUCUGUAAUUAUUAUCAUUCCACAGAACUGAUAAUUAGAAGAAAUGAUGAACGAAGCUUACUUUUAGACUUACUCUUUCUUGUUAGUUUGCAAAUAAGCAGGUAUAAAAACCAGCAGCAGCAAACACACACACACACACACACACACACACACACACAAAACCGGUGAACAUUGAGUUACUUAUAGUUUCGAAAAUUCUUUGGAAUUCAAAAGUCACAUGUAUUAUGAACAUUUAAGCUGGUUUCAUACAUGAAAAUUACUGACACGGGAAAGUUGGUUUACAGAAAAUAUCACCAAUAAAUCUAUACUCUUUUAAAAAUCCUAAUUGAAUUAAACAUAGAUCCUUGGCAAAAUAAAUACAGUGGCAUAAAUACGACUUUUUAAAGGUGCGUUAAUUGUGGGUAAGUGGGAGUCCCAUAGGCGUGAUAACAUUUUAAACACACUUUUUUGAUUUUUCUCCUCUGCUGCCCAGAUCUUUGAAUUGUCCCAAGUAUUAAAAAGAAAGGCUGUCAGGAUAGGUGUAGCCCGUUCAAGAUGGAUGUUUACGCAUGCAAACUCUUUUCAGAGACAUGGAUUCUAAUUUUGAAGAACAAAACUAUUCCCCCCAAAAUUAUUUCUUCCUCUUCAUUUCACUCCCCACCUUUAAACUGCAAGUUAAAUCGUAACUGGAGUCCGCUUCCCAUCGUGCAGCCAAGCGCUGGUGCCAGGCUUGCGGGUGAGGGCUCCACUUUGUUAGCCGGGUGUUUACGAAACCCCAGCGGCUCGAUCUUUUGGCUGAUAAUCUCAAACAUGGAGGAUGCUUCUGAUCCUUCACGAGGGGUUGCUCCAUUAAUUAAUAAUGUAGCUCUCCCAGGCUCUCCGCCGUCUCUUCCUGUAUCAGUGACAGGCUGUAAAAGUCAUCGAGUAGCCAAUAAAAAGGUAGCAGCGAGCAGCGAAAAGCUCCUCCCAGCCGCUCUUCCUCCUUCGCAGCCGAAAGUAGAUCAGAAACUUCCCAGGAGCUCCGAGAGGCGGGGAAGCGGCGGUGGGACGCGAUCUCCCCGCGCGGAGACGGGCAGUGGCAGCGGGAGAGGCGGCAGCCGCGGGCGCGGCGGGGCAGGCGAGAAGGGAACCCCUGGGGGGACGGAGCCGCCCCUCGCCGCUCUUGUAGCUGAGAGGGGAAGCGAAGCGGCCGUCGGCGUGCUCGCAGGGAAGCCGGGCCGACGCGGGCGGCCGAGGGUCGGGGCGAGCCCGCGGGGCGGACAGGAGAUGCCGCUGCUACACCGAAAGCCGUUUGUGAGACAGAAGCCGCCCGCGGACCUGCGGCCCGACGAGGAAGUUUUCUACUGUAAAGUCACCAACGAGAUCUUCCGCCACUACGAUGACUUUUUUGAACGAACCAUUCUGUGCAACAGCCUUGUGUGGAGUUGUGCUGUGACGGGUAGACCUGGACUGACAUACCAGGAAGCACUUGAGUCAGAAAAAAGAGCAAGACAGAAUCUUCAGAGUUUUCCAGAGCCACUAAUUAUUCCAGUUUUAUACUUGACGAACCUUACCCAUCGUUCGCGCUUACAUGAAAUUUGUGAUGAUAUUUUUGCAUAUAUCAAGGAUCGAUAUUUUGUUGAAGAAACUGUUGAAGUCAUUAGGAACAAUGGUGCAAGGUUACAGUGUAGAAUUGUGGAAGUACUCCCUCCAUCACAUCAGAAUGGUUUUGCUAAUGGACAUGUGAGCAGUGUAGAUGGAGAAACUAUUAUCAUCAGUGAUAGUGAUGAUUCAGAAACACAAAACUGUGCUUUUCAAAAUGGGAAGAAAAAAGAUGCACUUGAUCCUUUAUUAUUCAAGUAUAAGGUGCAGCCCACUAAAAAGGAAUUAUAUGACUCUGCUAUUGUUAAGGCAACACAAAUCAGCCGGAGGAAACACCUAUUUUCUCGUGAUAAGUUAAAGCUUUUUCUGAAGCAACACUGUGAGCCACAAGAUGGAAUCAUUAAAAUUAAGGCAUCAUCUCUUUUAACAUAUAAAAUAGCAGAACAAGAUUUUUCUUAUUUCUUCCCUGAUGAUCCACCCACAUUUAUAUUCAGUCCUGCUAACAGACGAAGAGGAAGGCCUCCCAAAAGAGUAUCUGUUUGUCAGGAGGACAGUGUUGCUAAUCAACAGAAUAUUGUAGGUUUUAGGAACAAAGCUACUAAGGAAAGAGACAAACUUUUGAAACAAGAAGAAAUGAAGUCACUGGCUUUUGAAAAGGCCAAAUUAAAAAGAGAAAAAGCGGAUGCCCUAGAAGCAAAAAAAAAAGAAAAGGAAGAUAAAGAGAAAAAAAGAGAAGAAUUAAAGAAAAUUGUCGAAGAAGAGAGACUAAAGAAAAAAGAAGAAAAAGAGAGACUUAAAAUAGAAAGAGAAAAGGAAAGAGAGAAAUUACGUGAAGAAAAGCGAAAGUAUAUGGAAUACUUGAAACAAUGGAGUAAACCUAGAGAAGACAUGGAAUGCGAUGAUCUUAAGGAACUUCCAGAACCAACUCCAGUGAAAACUAGGCUACCUCCAGAAAUCUUCGGUGAUGCUCUGAUGGUUUUGGAGUUCCUUAAUGCAUUUGGGGAACUUUUUGAUCUUCAGGAUGAGUUUCCUGAGGGAGUAACCCUAGAAGUGUUAGAGGAAGCUCUUGUAGGAAAUGACAGUGAAGGCCCACUAUGUGAAUUGCUUUUUUUCUUCCUGACUGCAAUCUUCCAGGCGAUAGCUGAAGAAGAAGAGGAAGUAGCCAAAGAGCAAAUAACUGAUGCUGACACCAAAGAUUUAACAGAGGCUUUGGAUGAAGAUGCAGACCCCACAAAAUCUGCACUGUCUGCAGUUGCAUCUUUGGCAGCUGCAUGGCCACAGUUACACCAGGGCUGCAGUUUGAAAAGCUUGGAUCUUGACAGCUGCACUCUCUCUGAAAUCCUCAGACUGCAUAUCUUAGCCUCAGGCGCUGAUGUUACAUCAGCAAAUGCAAAGUACAGAUACCAGAAGCGAGGAGGAUUUGAUGCUACAGAUGAUGCCUGUAUGGAGCUUCGCUUGAGCAAUCCCAGUCUAGUGAAGAAACUGUCAAAUACUUCCGUGUAUGAUUUGACUCCAGGAGAAAAAAUGAAGAUACUUCAUGCUCUCUGUGGGAAGCUACUGACCCUAGUGUCUACUAGGGAUUUCAUUGAAGAUUAUGUUGAUAUAUUACGACAGGCAAAGCAGGAGUUCCGGGAGCUAAAAGCAGAACAGCAUCGAAAAGAGAGGGAAGAAGCAGCUGCUAGAAUCCGUAAAAAGAAGGAAGAAAAGCUUAAGGAGCAAGAACAAAAAAUGAAAGAGAAACAAGAAAAACUGAAAGAAGAUGAGCAAAGAAAUUCUGCUGCAGAAAUAUCCAUAGGGGAGGAAGAAAGGGAAUAUUUUGAUACCAGCACUGAGAGCAAAGAAAUAGAGCAAAAAGAACUAGAUCAAGAUACAGUCACUGAAGAUGAAGAUGACCCUGGAUCACAUAAAAGAGGCAGAAGGGCUAGUUGGAAAGGGGAAAAGAAGAAAGGAAAUAGGACCCAGAAGUUACAUAAGUUACACAGACAGCCUCUGCUCCCACCUCUGAGCAGAGGUUCUUCAUGGAGUCAAGCCUCCUGUGGGAAAGGGCACUGUCUCCAAAUGACAUCACACUGGCAGUGCUUCAGCAGCAUGAAUAGGGCUACAGGGAAAAGAGAUCAAAGUGGAUUUAAAGAACUUAUCAAGCAAGAAGAGAUCAACUGUGUAACAGGAGAGCCUCUUAAUACUGAUGAGGAAGAAGCUUUAAAACAGGAACACCAACGAAAAGAGAAAGAGCUUUUAGAAAAAAUCCAAAGUGCCAUAGCAUGCACCAAUAUCUUUCCCCUGGGCCGUGACCGCAUGUAUAGACGAUACUGGAUUUUUCCUUCCAUUCCUGGAUUGUUUAUUGAAGAGGAUUAUUCUGGUCUCACGGAAGACAUGCUGUUGCCUAGACCUUCAUCAUUUCAGAGUAAUGUACAGUCUCAGGAUCCUCAGGUAUCCACCAAAACCGAAGAGUCUUUGAAGUCUGAACCUACCUCCAACGUUGACCAAGGUCUGUGUGAUGAUUCUGUGCAGCUGCCAAAACCAGUGCAUAAGCCAAAUCGGUGGUGCUUUUACAGUUCUUGUGAACAACUGGAUCAGCUUAUUGAAGCCCUUAAUUCUAGAGGACACAGAGAAAGUGCCUUAAAGGAAACUUUGUUGCAAGAGAAAAGCAGAAUAUGUGCACAGCUAGCCCGUUUUUCUGAAGAGAAAUUUCAUUUUUCAGACAAACCUCAAGCUGAUAGCAAACCUCUGUGUACUCGGGGAAGAUCUUCCAGUGCAUGUGAUCCAUCUCAGAUGUCUGCAGAAAGGCAACUUGAACUGAGACUGAGAGACUUUCUUUUGGAUAUUGAAGACAGAAUCUAUCAGGGAACAUUAGGAGCAAUCAAGGUUGCAGAUCGGCACGUCUGGAGGUCAGCCUUAGAAAGUGGACGGUAUGAGCUGCUGAGUGAGGAAAACAAGGAGAAUGGGAUAAUUAAAACUGUGAAUGAAAAUGUAGAAGAGAUGGAAAUUGAUGAGCAAGCAAAGGUCAUAGUAAAAGACAGACUUUUAGGUAUAAAAACAGAAACUCCAAGUACUGCCUCAACUAACACAAGUACACCACAGCCGGUGAGCAAGGUGGUUCAUUAUCUGGCCAUAGCGCUCUUUCAAAUAGAACAGGGCAUUGAACGGCGUUUUCUCAAAGCUCCACUUGAUGCCAGUGACAGUGGACGUUCUUAUAAAACCGUCCUGGACCGCUGGAGAGAGUCUCUCCUUUCCUCUGCUAGCCUGUCCCAAAUCUUUCUGCACUUGUCCACCUUGGAUCGUAGUGUGAUAUGGUCUAAGUCUAUACUGAAUGCUCGUUGCAAGAUAUGCCGAAAGAAAGGUGAUGCUGAGAACAUGGUACUUUGUGAUGGCUGUGAUCGGGGUCAUCACACCUACUGUGUUCGACCAAAGCUCAAGACUGUGCCUGAAGGAGAUUGGUUUUGUCCAGAAUGUCGACCAAAGCAGCGUUCUAGAAGGCUCUCCUCUAGACAGAGACCAUCCUUGGAAAGUGAUGAAGAAGUGGAAGACAGUAUGGAAGGUGAGGAUGAUGAAGUUGAUGAUGAUGAUGAAGAGGGUCAAAGUGAGGAGGAAGAGUAUGAGGUAGAACAAGAUGAAGAUGACUCUCAAGAAGAGGAAGAAGUCAGCCCACCAAAACGAGGACGACCACAAGUUAGAUUGCCAAUUAAAACAAGAGCGAGACUUAACUCUUCUUUCUCAAGUCGUGGCCAACGACAAGAUCCUGGAAGAUACCCUUCAAGGAGUCAACAAAGCACACCCAAAGCAACUCUUUAUUCUAAAACUACCGGUAGAAACCUAAGGAAGGUAAAAUCUGCUCCACCUACAGAGACUAAAUCUUUAAGAAUCGCCAGUCGUUCUACUCGCAACAGCCAUGGCCCACUGCAGGCAGAUGUGUUUGUGGAACUGCUGAGUCCUCGUAGAAAACGGGGAGACAGGAAAAGUGCUAAUAACAGACCAGAAAACAGUCCCAGCAUCCCUAACUUAAGAGUCAUUGCCUCAAAGACAAGUGAACAGUCAAGUUCUUUCAAUGUUGCUUCAAAACUUUGUCUCCAAGAUAGUGAAUCCAAGAGACGGGGCAGGAAAAGACAAUCUGCAGAGUCCUCUCCUGUGACACUGAAUCGAAGGAGUUCUGGCAGACACGGAGGAGUUCAUGAAUUGUCUGCUUUUGAACAACUUGUUGUGGAACUGGUACGGCAUGAUGACAGUUGGCCUUUUCUGAAACUUGUUUCUAAAAUCCAGGUACCAGAUUACUAUGACAUCAUUAAAAAGCCCAUUGCCUUAAACAUAAUACGUGAAAAAGUGAAUAAAUGUGAAUAUAAGUUAGCAUCUGAGUUUAUUGAUGAUAUUGAGUUAAUGUUUUCAAACUGCUUUGAGUACAACCCUCGUAACACGAGUGAAGCAAAAGCUGGAACUAGGCUUCAAGCAUUUUUUCACAUUCAGGCUCAAAAGCUUGGACUCCAUGUCACACCCAAUAAUGUGGACCAAGUUAGCACACCACCGGCUGCAAAAAAGUCGCGAAUCUAAUUUUAUCCUUCUAAAGGAUGUAUUUGAGGAAAAACAAAUCGUUCACGAAAAUGGAACAUUAAAUCAUGCUCUAAAGCAGACGUGUAUAAAGCAAUAACAACUGACCACGUUCACGUGUGGCCUGCACUAUUUUCUCAAUGUCAAUGUUAAGCACUCAGGAGAAUGUAGGAAAGAUUUCCUUUGCUACAGUUUUGUUCAGUAUCUAAUAAGUUUGGUAGCUGUACUGGAUUCAGUACUGGUUUACAGAGGUCUUUGUACAUUUUGAGAUCAUUCAUGUGUCCAGAUAUCUUGGAAAAUAUUUUUUCACCUAUGAUUUAUCUUGUCAUUGAGGAUUUUUUGGAAUUUGUGGUAUUAAAAGAGAUUUACCUAUACAGAUAAGUCUUCUGUCGCACAAUACGGAAAAAUGGGUUUAUGUCUUAAGAAUUGUUUAAUGAGCGCAUUCUCUCAACACUACACAUGAAUGGAUCCAAUUUUAUAUCUUUGAAGUGCUGUACCAGUACUGGCUGGAGGUAUUAAGUCUGAGUUUAUUAACUAGAUAUUUAUUUAGCAUUCAAGAUAAUUUGUGAAUUUGUUUUGUAUUUAUAAAAUUUAUACCUGGAAAAUGUUCUUUAAUUUUUUUAAACAUUUUACUGUGUUUUUGUUUUACUUCUCUAACUUCCUUAAUGAUCAAUCAAAAAAGAUAAUACCCUCCCUUUUCCCUUUUCAGUUUUACAGAGCUGUUAAAAGUUUCUAUGUACAACUUUUUAAGUGUACAAAUAAAAUGAUACUUUUUUCAAUUA